AUGUUUGGUACUGGACAACCAACAUCAUCGACAGCGCAACCAGCAGGUGUUAAUAUUGCCAUAGAAUCCGGUUCCGAGUGGGAGAUUCAGGAAAUCGGUUUUGAUGGAAUUGAAAAAUAUAUGCGACCGCUGGAUUAUUCUGAUCAUGUAGCAAAAUUAGCUCGUAAAGUGGAUUGGAGAAAAUUGAUCGGAGCAGAAGCUACAUACGAUAAUCCAGAUGCGUUGCCACGUGAUGAUGGCGAAGAAGUUGAAGAGAAGGAACCCGAAGAAGUGGUAAUUGGAAUGGAAGAUCGUAAAACCCCAGAAGCUGGACCAUGGCAUAUUGUUGCAAAACGCUUACACGAAGCACUGCAACAAGUAAAUGUUCUGGUAGAUACGAUUUCGGUAUUAAAAACACCAUAUAUGGAAGCACUAACAGUUGCGGAUGCAUUUGAAGCACAGCAUAAUAUGCAAGAUAUGAUACAGCAAUCCAAACAAUUUCAAUGGGUUACAAGGCGUAAAGCUCUUGGUGAAGCGAUUGGCGUUCUAGAACAAGCUCAAAAAUUCCGCUCAAAGCUUCUUACUGAAACUGAUCCUGAUAAAGCGAUGUUUUUUCGUGAACUCGAAAAAAUGAGAGAAUUAUGGAGAGUGAGGAAAACAGGAAAUGUUACUUAUGGCGAUCUUGGAUAUAAAAUGUUCGGGCCAAAAUACAACCCAAAAGAAUUAUUUGAUAUCACUCGACGUACGGGAUCUGGUGGUGAUGGUGGAAAUCUGUCAGCACUAUCGGAGUCAUGUCUGCAAGUUCAAGUGCCAUGUGAUCUGAUUCGCCGCUCUACUAUUGCUGUUUCUAUUGAAAUUGAUAAUGAUGAUCCGAAAACUUUGUUUGCAACUGCCGAAAACGAUUUAGAUUAUAUGAAAGUUGAUAGAGAGCAGGCAAUGAAAGUACAUUGGUCGAAGGCAUUACAAUGGGCACAAGAAAGCUUGUUAUGCCGAGAUAUAUUUAAGCAGUUAUGUAAAGAUGCUGUUAUUCUGCAAGAUCAUAUAACAGUAAUUCGUGAUGGUGUAUUGAUAGCUUCAUUAUUCGAUAAUAUUUUGUUGCGAGUAGAGUUGGCAUUUCAUCCAUUUGAAGAUGGUCCUUUACCAUCCAUAGGCGACGAUUAUUUGAACCGCGCCCUUCGUCAGUUAUUUUUAAGUGAUCUAUGUGCACGGAACAUACGUCAUCAGACAUUUGUAGCUAUGCCAUUAUCGACAUUACCGAACACGCUUGAUUUACGAGGACCGUAUGCUAUGACUGAUGAAGAGAUUGGAUCUCGUUUAAGACAAAAGCGCACUUUGCUGGAACGAUUGCUUUUAUUGUCAUCUCAUUUCGUUUUAACAAAUCGGGUUACAACUUCAUUAAAGCGAUAUUUGCUUCGUGUUACAGAUCCUCAGGUUAUGUGGAAAUGGCUUCGUGCUACACCUGUUCAGUCUUCAAUUAUUGUUACAGCAUCCAAUAGGAAUUAUGAUUAUGCCGGAAAAACAACAUUUUAUAUACGAAUUGGUGCGGAGAAUUUUUAUAUUGCAACAAAAGAAGGUCAGAAUAUCGAAUGUAGAAGAGAUGACGAAAUGCUCAUUUAUACGAUUGACAUGCUGAUUUGUAAUUAUAUGUUAAAUACGGUAGCAAUGAUAGCUAGUAAACUAUGGCAAUGGCAAGUACUUCAUGCAAAUAUUAAUGCAACAGAUGAUCGAGCAGAACCAAGUCCAACUGUUUACAUGUGCAAUCAGAGUGCUACUCGUGCAAUUUUUAUGCAGUUUCAUCUGAAUGAACCGCCAACAAUUCGUGUCCGAAAAUGUUCACCAAAUAAACCAGCAUCUGCUGAACAACCGGGAGAAUUUCUAGUUCUGAAUUACGACCGAUUGGUAGGAUCGUCACUGUGUCGGAAAAUAGAUAAUUUAUGUUCCAUGUUAAAGAGUUAA
This is a messenger RNA of Brugia pahangi, 1935 nucleotides long. The record is from the annotation of a GenBank genome assembly. Lineage: Eukaryota; Metazoa; Nematoda; Chromadorea; Rhabditida; Onchocercidae.